Molecule: messenger RNA, 317 nt
Organism: Staurois parvus
Lineage: Eukaryota; Metazoa; Chordata; Amphibia; Anura; Ranidae
Source: the annotation of a GenBank genome assembly
GGAAGAAGCACUUUGACUUCUGUGAGAAGGUUGCUGCUCUUAUGAAUGUUGAUCUACUACGUCAACAACAGCGAUGGAAGGAUGGUCUUGUGGAAAUGCGCAAUGUCUUCUCCGAUCUUGAAUAUCGGGGGAUGCGGUCGAGUGACAUGAAGGCCUGGCGCCAACACUGGGAUCAUCAGCUUUACAAGGCUCUUGAGCAUCAGUAUCAAAUGGGCCUGGAGGCACUUAAUGAAAAUCUCCCAGAAAUUACCAUUGAUCUGACCUUUAAGCAAGGAAGAUUACAGUUUAAACCUCCCUACGAAGAAAUCCGUGCCAAA